GCUCUGUCACACCUUCCUCGACCACAUUGCCCGCCUCCAUCUUUUUAUUUAUUCCUGACUCAUCCAUUGGACCCUUCCCGCGCCACCCGAAUCCGGCGCGGCCACAUCCCAAAACGGCAAGCGAACGCCGGGGAAAUCUCAAUCAUCCACCGCCCGACGGGUUGAUUUCGACCGUUCCGCCUUGAUUAACAAUCGAGUCACACCCGAUAUCAAGGAGAAAUACAGACAAUCCGGUGGCAACUACAUCAUCGCACCUCCUCCGCUUCUCCCUUCCAACACCACACCUGCUCGAGGCACUCGCGACCGACUCGCAGCUUGGUUGAGCGGCGCCAAUCCUCCCACAAACAACCCCGACCGAUUUCCCACACAAAGUCCCAGCCUCAUCCAUCCUCACCCACAUCCUCAUCCUACGCGCGCAAGCCACCUGUCCACCUGUGCAUGACCUAUCAUGCCCUCGGCGGCGCCAUGGCACUUCACAUCUUCCAACUCCGGCGAUAACCUCUUCCUCUCCCUCACCACCGAUGCCCGACCGACCGCGCGCGCCACCACCACCCAUCCUCGCCGCCAGUCUCAACAAUCCAGCCUGGCCAAAUUCGCAAUGCAGUCCAGCACUCAUUUGCACCACGAUGGCCAGCCGCGACCCGCCAACGACGCCCCCACAGGAGACGACAAGUUGCUCGAUCAGUUAAAUCAUCAACUCGAUCGCACACUGGCGAACGGUCAUGCGCGCCAUAUGGGCUCGGCCUACAGCAUUUCUCCGCCCCUCCCCUCUCCUCCCUUCGACUUCAGGCCUCCUCCAAGCAACGCGCAUCCGAGAAGUACCCCGAGCACCACGGUGACCUCCCCAUCGGAGACUGCGUCCACAACAAUGGCCAUGAACGACACCCCAACCUCCUCCGCACCCACCAGUCCGCACCUCAACGGCAGUCGCUCCUACUCCGGCGAAGGAGCUACCUUCCUCCACCUCGGCGCUCCCGGCAGGCUCAACGGCUCCGGCACCUCUACCCCUCGCAUCCGCCCCACCACCCUCGACAUCCCCGGUCUGACCAAGAGCAAGGUAUCGCCGGACGGCAAGAUAGCAAAGCGAGAUGUAGGCGCGAAGCUGGUCAUUGUCAUGGUCGGCCUGCCAGCACGAGGGAAGAGUUAUAUCACCAAGAAGCUGGCGAGAUAUCUCAACUGGCUGCAACACGACACCAAGAUCUUCAACGUUGGAGAGCGGAGACGUGUGGCUGCUGGCGGUCCACACUCGCAGGAUCGGAUUAGGCUGAGACACUCUCACAGCUCGCUCACGCCGAUCAUCGACCAGCUGAACUUGGACUCGCCCGCCUUACCCGACCGAGCGAGUGCCGCGCAGAUUUUGUUGAACGACGAUACUCAGAUCGACGCUCCCGCCGCAACGCAGAGCCCGACGCAAGUAUCCGCUAGCCAAUUGAAUGGAACCGGACACCGCGACGUCCACGAAGAGGAAGAGCGAGAUCUGUAUCAACCCGACAUGGGCGAGCCGAGCAGCCCGCGACUUUCUAGGAGCAAGACGGUGGGAGACGAGGCUGUGGAUCAAAGUGCUGCAUUCUUCGAUCCGGAGAACCAAAAGGCUUCUCAAAUUCGUGAACAGCUCGCUCGCGAGACCCUCGACGAGCUUCUUGAUUACAUCCUUAAUCAGAACGGCAGUGUAGGCAUUCUCGACGCAACCAACAGCACGCUCGAUCGGAGGAAGAUGGUGAUGGAUCGCAUUCGAGAGCGGGCAGGUCCAGACCUCAAUGUUCUCUUUCUCGAAUCGCGAUGUGUCGACCGAGAGCUGUUGGAGGCGAACAUGCGCUUGAAACUCAGCGGGCCAGAUUACAAGGAAAUGGAUCCCACCAUUGCUUUGGCGGACUUCAAGAAGCGCGUUCAGGCAUAUGAAAAGGCAUAUGUUCCGUUGGGCGAUUACGAGGAGCGGCACAACAUGCCGUACAUCCAAAUGAUCGACGUGGGCCGCAAAGUCAUCAGCCACCAGAUCAAGGGCUUCCUCAUGGCGCAGGCGAACUACUACCUGCUCAACUUCAACCUCGCGCCGCGCCAGAUCUGGAUCACGAGGCAUGGGUUGAGCAUGGACAACGUGUCCGGCAAGAUUGGCGGCGACAGCCACCUGGCUCCCGAAGGACACCAAUACGCCAAGACGUUGGUGAAGUUCAUGGACAUGAUGCGAAAGGAGUGGGACAUGAAGCAACUCCUCUCCCACGUCAACUCGCACUUCCCGCCGCAACCCGGCGACGUGACGCCUCCCAAUCCCUACUAUCAAGCGCUACACUACCCCGCCAGCUGCACUUCGGACGGAAACUCGUCGACCUCCGGCAGCACCGACGGACACGAAUUCCACGCGCCGGCGUUUUGCGUGUGGACAUCCAUGCUCAACCGCAGCAUCGAGACGGCGCAGUACUUCAACGACGAAGAGUACGACGUGAAGCAGAUGCGCAUGCUGGAUGAAUUGAACGCAGGCACGAUGGAAGGUCUGACGUACAACAGCAUCUCCGCCCAGUAUCCCGAAGAGUACUCGCGCCGACGGGAGAACAAACUACACUACCGCUACCCGGGCCCGGGUGGUGAAGGCUACCUAGACAUCAUCAACCGCCUCCGGCCCGUCAUCAUGGAGCUCGAGCGCAUGACGGACAAUGUGCUCCUCAUCGGCCACCGCUCCGUUGCGCGCGUGCUGCUGGCAUACUUCAUGGGCCUGAAGCGGGAAGAAGUCGCGGAGCUGGAUGUGCCGAUUGGCAUGCUGUACUGCCUCGAGCCGAAGCCGUACGGCGUGGAUGUCAAGGUGUACAAGUGGGACAAGGGGACGGAGUGGUUUUACGAGCAGAAGGAUUUCGCUCUCAAGGCUGCGGAGGACGAUAUGCAGUAGAGUUGCUGUGGGGAGGGGGAUGAUGGGAAUGACGACGAUGAUGAUGGGAUUCUUAUGGGCGGGCAUUCGUCUGUUGGUAGGAGGCAUUGUGAGCGUUUUUGACGAGCGUUUGAUGUACCUUUAGCGUUGGUGUUGUGUGAUUCGCUAGAGCUGUGACAUGACACUUUUGGAGGCAUUACGAUAUCCUUUCACAAGUACUGUACACGAUGUAUCUGAUUGAUGAGCGUUGA
Messenger RNA from Neohortaea acidophila, 3108 nucleotides. RefSeq names its product 6-phosphofructo-2-kinase-domain-containing protein. The coding region runs from base 449 to 2878 and encodes 809 amino acids. Lineage: Eukaryota; Fungi; Ascomycota; Dothideomycetes; Mycosphaerellales; Teratosphaeriaceae. Gene Ontology annotation, cellular component: cytosol. The transcript has a single exon. Gene Ontology annotation, biological process: fructose 2,6-bisphosphate metabolic process; fructose metabolic process. Gene Ontology annotation, molecular function: 6-phosphofructo-2-kinase activity; ATP binding. The record is from RefSeq and is a predicted model, not a curated record.